This is a messenger RNA of Tympanuchus pallidicinctus (lesser prairie-chicken), 3044 nucleotides long. RefSeq lists its product as uncharacterized. NCBI's taxonomy places the organism in Eukaryota, Metazoa, Chordata, Aves, Galliformes, Phasianidae. Bases 862 to 2949 code for a protein of 695 amino acids. The record is from RefSeq and is a predicted model, not a curated record. The transcript has 9 exons.
UAGAGGGAGCAAUAGGUGUGAUAUGGAGAAGCAGAUGCAAUAGGGGUCUGUGGAGGGGUACAGGUGGGACAUAGGGAGAUAUGAGGUUAUAAAAGGCUGUAGGGGAGCUACAGGAGGCUUACAUAAGUUCUAGUAAAGUAUAGGGUAAUAUGAGGCUAUGACGGGGCUAUAGGGUAAUGUGGGGAGAGGAGGCAUAGGUAAAGGCACAGAUGUAGAAACGAUAAGGGGGAUAAAGGGGGCCAAUGGGUGGAUAUAAAGUAACUUCAGGGGGCUGAAAGAAAAAGUAAUAAAAUAAAAAGUAAGAAAAGAUAAAAAGUCUAAAAAAGAAAAACCAAGCAAGAAACAAACAAGCAACAACAACAACAAAAAUGGGGAGGGUUGUAAGGAAAAUAGAAAGAAAGAGGAAAGAAAGAGAAUAAAAAGUGAAAAGCAGUGCAUGUAAAUGUAGAGAAAGCAAGUAGGAAAGCUAACCAUAGCACAGCAAAGCAAGGCAAGGGAAAGAAUGAAACAGUGCAACCUUGCAGGAAUGGAGGAAAGGGGAAGAGCUGAGCCCUGGCUUGCCACAGGAGCUGCGCGGAAGGAGAAGAAGCUGGGCCCAAAGCCCGGCCGUUCCAGCACUCCACAUGACAGUCAGUGGCCUCCUGCUGCUCUGCAUGGCUGGGAAUCCUCCCCCAGCACGGCAGCGAGCCCAGGGGCAGCGGCCCAGGUGGCGGAACAGACGUGAGCUGCCAAUGCUCAGCCUGGUGCCCUGAGCUCACAAUGCUCAGCCUGGUGCCGUGAGCUCACAAUGCUCAGCCCACACCCCAGGCGUUCCGUGCCGGCCGGCGGCACUCACUUGGCUGCAGCGCUGGUGGUGGCAGCAUGGCACGAGUGUGGGGGGCCGCGGCCCCCGCCCGCCUUGCUCUCCUCCUCCUACUGGCGGCCACGUGUUCCCAGGAGACUGGUGCUGCUCCGUGGCGAGCACCAGCAGAUGACGCUGAUGCUCCUUAUCCAGAGGAUUGGGUGGACACUGCUUUUGUGCCUCAGGGGAACCCCAGAGGUCUUCUCGGUGAAUUAGCAGAGCGGAGUCCUGUUGCUGAGCCUGGGCUGGAUGCCAGAGGUCCUGAGGUAUGGAAAGAGACAUCGAGAACUGGAAAAUAUCCGCAGAGGCUCUCCCAUGUCCUGAAGAAAAUCAUGAAGGAGAAGGCAGCGCACGAGGCAGACGGAGAGCCUGAGCACAGGGAUGCAUUUCAGGCAGGCAGCCGUCGCACAGCGCACGUCCUUCUGGGAGAAACAGAGGCCAAGCACACGACUGGCACUCCAGUGCUGUUAAAGCCCCAGGAAGCCCUGUACAAAUGGAUCCGUGGUUUUUUUCAGAAGAAUCCAGGUGUGGAUGACGAAGGACAUGCAAACGCCAAGCAAGUUAAAGAUGCACAGAAGUUGUACCUGGAACUUGCCGCAUCUGUGCCAGUUUCCCUGUUGCUAACAAUGAUUCUGUGCUGCGUUCUUUUCUGGUGGUGCAGGAAGAGAAAGCAGCGCCUCGCUGCAGCUGACGGAGCGCGGGACGAUAGCAGCAGCUACAGCUCGCCGUCAGAGGAGGAGUCUGCUGACCUCGAGUGGCCCAACAGACAGACAAACCAUGAACUAUCUGCGUGGGAACAACCUGCCCACCAGCCGCAGGGCACCAGCAGAGCGGCCCCUGCCAGGCUGGACAGCCGCCGGGCUCAGCUACCCCCGCCUCGACCCCCGCGGCCCCCCAGCCCGGGCUCUGCAUUGCGGGGGAUCAGCGACAGGCCCAGCAGCCCCCGGCCCCAGCGGGCAUCAACGCCACCCCCUCGUCCUCCUCCACCAUCCUUCAAGGGACGGAAGGAACCAGCCGGGGGCGGAGGCUUGCGGUCAUCGUCCAGCACCGAACCGAUUGUUCCCCAGCAGAUGAGAAACAGGCCCAGCAGCCCCCAGCCCCAGCAGGCAUCAACGCCUCCCCCUCGUCCUCCUCCACCAUCCAUCAAGGGACGGAAGGAACCAGCCGGGGGUGGAGGCUUGCGGUCAUCGGCCAGCACCGAACCGAUUGCUCCCCAGCAGAUGAGCGACAGGCCCAGCAGUCCCCGGCCGCAGCGGGCAUCAACGCCGCCCCCCCGUCCCCCACCACCAUCCUUCAGGGAACGGGAGCGGUCUCCUCAGCAUGUCCGCUUGGGGGCAUCAUCCAGCACAUGGGUAACCACUGCCUCGGGGGAGCCUGAGAGACUCAGCAGCCCCCAGCCCCCCCCGGCACCACCUCUGCCCCCCUCCUCCUCUCCACCAUCCUUUAGGAGGUGGGAGCAGCGUCCCCAGGUUCUCAGCUCGGGGGCAUCAUCAUACCCCUGGAAAACCACUGCCAGGGGGAAACAGACCAGGCCCGGCAGCCCCCAGCCCCCCCCAGCGCCGCCUCUGCCAUCCCCGUUCCCUCCAUCACCUGUCAGGGAAUGGAAGCGAUCCGCGCAGAGUGCCGACUCAGGGAAACUGUCCGACAGGACAGCCGCUGCCAGGGGGAAGCAGGACCGGCCCAGCAGCCCCCGGCCUCCCUGGGUGCCGUCACCAGCCUCCCGUUCCCCUCUGCGAUCCUUCAGGGGACGGGAGUGGCCCCCCCAGGCCUCCCCGCGGCCCUCCCCCUCCUCUCCACCAUCCUUUAGGAGGUGGGAGCAGCCCCCCCAGGGUCUUGGCCUGGGGGAAUUAUCCAGAAGACCAACAACUGUGGCCUGGGGGAAGCGUGAGCAGUUCACCAGCCCACAGCCGCCCCGAGCACCAUCCUCUCCCUCCCCUCAAGCAUCUUUCCGGCGGUGGGAGUGGCCCCCCCGGGGCAUCAGCUCAGGGGCUUCAUUAGAUAAGUGGAAGACCACUGCGAGGGGGAAACAGACCUGGGCCAGCAGCCCCCAGCACCCCCCAGCACUACAUCUGCCCUUCCGCUCUCCUCCACUCUCCAUCGGAAGGUGAGAGCACCCCCAGCAUGCGGGUUUGGGACACCGUCGGACAUCCGCAGAACCGCUGCUGUCAUGUACCUGAGAUUACCAAUAAACAACAUAACACCA